GUAGACUUACUUGUGCAUUUCACCACACACUUUGUCCACAGACUGGACCUGUUUUCCAGUCACAAGUGUCAACAAAUCCAGGAAGAUGUCCAAAUUUAAGGUGUUUAUUUUACUGCUGUUUCUCACCGGGGUUAGUCUGUUCAUAAGAACCCACUUCAACUUAACUGUCUGGUUCCACUCUCUACAACAAAGCCCAUGUGCUUGUGAGAAGUGUUUAUCAGAAGAUAAGCUGUUGCUCAUGCAAAGUUUCAACAGUUCUGUGGACCCAUUUUUGUCUGUGAACUACAACAUGUCAGAGGAUGCCUUCAACUGGUGGAAGCGCUUACAGAAUGAAAGGCGCAGCUUCAGCACCUAUAAAACAACAGUAGAGAGGCUGUUUCAGAUGUUCCCAUCAACUCCAGAUCUAAGAGAACCCAGCCCUGACCGCUGCAGGACUUGUGCUGUGGUGGGAAAUUCUGUUAAUUUAAAGCGAUCACACUACGGGCCUCUGAUAGAUUUCCAUGAUGUCGUCAUAAGAAUGAACUUUGGUCGUAUCAACGGCUAUGAGGAAGAUGUUGGGACCAGAACAACUCAUCGUGUCAUGUAUCCAGAGAGUGCCGUGGAUUUAGACAACACCACUCAUCUUGUGCUGUUUCCAUUCAAGAUACAGGAUCUUGAGUGGCUCAUCAUGGCCUUCACAACAGGAUUUACUGGAAAAUCAUAUGCGGCAGUAAAAUCCAAGGUUCAAGCUAACAAGGAUUUGGUAAUGGUGGUCAAUCCAGCCUUCAUGAGGUAUGUUCAUGACAUCUGGCUGGAUAAAAAUGGCGGGUAUCCAUCCACUGGCUUUAUGGCUUUGGUUCUUGCGCUGCACAUCUGUGAUCAGGUCCGUGUGUUUGGUUUUGGUGCAGACAGUGAUGGAAACUGGAGCCAUUACUGGGAGAAGCUUAAAAAUAAAAAGUUACGAACUGGACAGCAUCCUGGACAGCAUGAGUAUGACAUUAUCCAGCAGUUGGCUGAGGAACAAAAAAUCCAUUUUUUUACAGGGCACUGA
Messenger RNA from Acanthochromis polyacanthus (spiny chromis), 1030 nucleotides. RefSeq names its product CMP-N-acetylneuraminate-beta-galactosamide-alpha-2,3-sialyltransferase 1-like. Gene Ontology annotation, molecular function: beta-galactoside (CMP) alpha-2,3-sialyltransferase activity. The transcript is spliced from 6 exons. The coding region runs from base 86 to 1030 and encodes 314 amino acids. The record is from RefSeq and is a predicted model, not a curated record. Lineage: Eukaryota; Metazoa; Chordata; Actinopteri; Pomacentridae.